AUGUUAUUCUUGUUUAAAUGUUCUUUCCUUUCUACCUCGGCUCUAGUCAAGCCGAAGACAUCGUUUCCCGUUCGAUCACCAAGUUCGUCUUUUUUCUUUCGAAUUUUUCUUUUUCUCUUCCCCCUUUUCUUUCUUCCUUUUAACAUUUGUUUUGUUUUUUUUUCUUUUUGUAUUAUAUUCUUUUUAUUCUUUGCUGCAUUUCUCUUCCUCUCUUCCUCCUCUUCUUUCUUUCUUUCUUUCUUUCUUUCUUUCUUUCUUUCUCCCCACUACAUAACGCAUGACAUUUCCGUCUAUUUUUUUCAUUCUCUCACCUUCUAUUCAAGUCACAUUCUAUCUUUCUCUCCAUUUAAUUUUUUCUCUUUUUCUCUUUCCCUUUUCCCUCUUUCUUUUGCUUUCUUCUCAUUAUUGUUCUCUCUCUCUCUCUCUCUCUCUCUCUUUCAAUUCUCUUUUUUGUUCUUUAUUUUCUCUAUUUUUCUCUCUUUCCGUUCUCUCACUCUCUCCCUUUUUUCUCCCUCUCUCACACUCUCUCGCACCACCUCUCAUCCUCUAUCUCACAUAGACUCCCUCUCUCCCUCAAUCUCUCCCUCUCUCUCGCUCUCGCACACAUUCUCUCACACACGCACAAACACUCUCUCUCACACACACAUUCUCUCUCACAUACUCUCUAACAUAGACUCCCUCCCUUCCUCAAUCUCUCUCUCUCUCUCUCUCUCACACACAUAG
Messenger RNA from Acanthosepion pharaonis, 723 nucleotides. The record is from the annotation of a GenBank genome assembly. Lineage: Eukaryota; Metazoa; Mollusca; Cephalopoda; Sepiida; Sepiidae.